AUGAAGUUUUCACUCUUGCUUGUGGCCUUCAUGGCCCUGGCAAACUGCACUUUGGUCUUCUGCCAGGACGAAUUCCCACCUUUUGGCUUCGAAUUCAAUGUCGCGGCCCUCAAGAUCAUGCGCUUCUUCAAGUGUGCUGACCCCAAGGGCUUUUUUGAGCCGCCCGACGGCGGCGCGGCCAUCGCAAUCGACUUCAAGGAGCCUGUGUUCGACCCCCAAGUCGACGUUAGCAUUGCCCCGGUGGGAGGACAUACGGUCGAGGGAUCCACUGCGGUCGAGGCCCUUCUCACGAACAACGCCAUGAUGUCCAUCGAUGUGUUUCGGCCCGGAUCGAUUCUGGACAUGCGCACUAUCUCCAAAGCGAAUGUCUACUACGCAGCCAACAACACCGAGGUUCCCUUUCAAGGCGUCGAGGUUUUCACGAACAGAAAUGUCAGCACCGACAAGGACUGGAUCACCAUCCCUGUUGGCCAAUGCAAAUCUACCCAAUUCGAUGUUGCUGACUCAUAUGACCUUUCUGCUGGUGGCGACUACUAUUACCAGAUCGACACGCAUACGCUUGCCAGGCACAGCAAACAACACGAUCUUGAAAAAUCAGUGCGUCUCGUCAGUAACAGGCUGUUGGUGAAGGACGUCGAUGGGGCCCUGGCCGCCCAGGGCCUAGCUGCUCAGGCAAAACAUUCCGACCUCGCCAAGACUGAUUUCCUCAUCGCCCAGCAGAGAUGCCUUAUAGAACAGCAAGAUAUCUUGAAACAGGCACAGAAAUGGGCGACGAAGAUGGCGAUAGACGGCGCUUGGCAUGCUUUGAUCAGCGACGAGGCCUCAAUGUCCAGGGACUGGUUCAUCCAUUUCUACCACACGAACUCGGCGCAGGCCAGAUGCUAUGUCGUGGACAUGUUGAUCAAGUUUGCCGAGAAGUUACGCACUGAUAACCGUUACAGACGUAUCGAUUGCAUCGAUCGACUGCAGAUGUGCAACCCAACCACGAUGGCGUAUUCCGAGGUCCGUCCUGGCAGACAGUAUGUCCAAGUCAUCCAUAUCUGCCCAGCAGCUUUUACAACGUUAUUCGAGCACACCCCUAACGCCGGGGUUUUGGACUUGGCGAUGGUGCUGUUUACCAAAACCACGACCCUUCCGGUGUACGGCGGAGAGGCGCCAGUACGAGGACAAGCCCAGAGGUCCUUUCUCAGUGAAGAUGUCAAUGGCCUGCCCAUGGCUGCACUACUACCGUGGGAGGUAGCGAGCAGGAAUGCCGAGACCUGGACCUACUAUAUCCAGUGGGCGAACCUCUUGCCCAACUAUCCGCCCGCCUGA
This is a messenger RNA of Lasiodiplodia theobromae, 1314 nucleotides long. RefSeq names its product Neutral protease 2. The coding region runs from base 1 to 1314 and encodes 437 amino acids. The record is from RefSeq and is a predicted model, not a curated record. Gene Ontology annotation, molecular function: metalloendopeptidase activity. Gene Ontology annotation, biological process: proteolysis. The transcript is spliced from 5 exons. Lineage: Eukaryota; Fungi; Ascomycota; Dothideomycetes; Botryosphaeriales; Botryosphaeriaceae.